ACUGGAAGACACGCCCUCUGCUGUAGGCUCCGCCCUCCAUCUUCGGCAAGUUUAUUUGCCGGGAGGAGAAGGAUUUAUUGUGCUACAAUGAACUUUUUGCGGCGGGGGAUCAGAUCCGCGGCUUCCGCUGUCCAGAGCAGGAGCGGCUGCCAGUUGUACAGUAGCGCAGUGGCGGGAGGGUGUGAGCGCACACUCGUUGCCGUGAAGCCGGAUGGGGUACAGAGGAGACUGGUGGGAGAAAUCAUCAAGCGCUUUGAGCAGCGUGGCUUCACACUAGUGGGACUAAAACUACUCCAGGCCUCGGAGGGAAUACUAGCAGAACAUUACCAUGACCUGCGCAGAAAGCCUUUCUACCCGGCUCUUCUGCGAUACAUGGCCGCUGGACCCGUGGUAGCCAUGGUCUGGGAGGGACACAACGUGGUACAGACCUCUCGUGCGAUGGUCGGAGAUACUGACUCUUCCCAGGCCAAACCCGGCACUAUCCGUGGGGACCUCAGUGUACAUAUAAGCAGGAACGUGAUUCAUGCCAGUGACUCUGUGGAAGGGGCCGAGCGGGAGAUCAGCCUGUGGUUUCACAGUGGGGAGCUGAUCAGCUGGGAGACCUCUGACCAAAGUCACUUGUUCCAGGGUUGAUGCUGCUGUGAGUCCCCCCACCAGUGCAAAGAAUCCUGCUGGGGGGGGGGGGGGGGCAAGCCUUUUGUAACUUCAAUAUAGGAAGGAGUGUUAUUAACCUAUUUUUUGUACCUACGUUUACUAAUGAAUCCAGUCCCGUGCCAAGAAUCUACUCUCAGGAUUAAGAACUUUAUUUAAUAGUUUAACAACGGUGCUACCACGGAGCAUGUAAAGGAAUCACCCCCUGCUGUAUACUUACUUCAGACGACUGGCUGCUUCCCGUCCUAUCCACCAGACAAUAUUGUAUUGCACACUUAAUGUUUCUUUUUGAUCCAAUGCCAGCUCUUCAUUUAGGCAUAAUAAAGUGAUGUUUGUACUGAA
Xenopus laevis (African clawed frog) is the source of this 993-nucleotide messenger RNA. It is a transcript of the gene nme4.S, whose product is annotated as NME/NM23 nucleoside diphosphate kinase 4 S homeolog. The record is from RefSeq and is a predicted model, not a curated record. NCBI's taxonomy places the organism in Eukaryota, Metazoa, Chordata, Amphibia, Anura, Pipidae. The transcript has 5 exons. Bases 88 to 633 code for a protein of 181 amino acids. Gene Ontology annotation, cellular component: mitochondrial matrix; mitochondrial intermembrane space; mitochondrial outer membrane. Gene Ontology annotation, molecular function: nucleoside diphosphate kinase activity. Gene Ontology annotation, biological process: CTP biosynthetic process; UTP biosynthetic process; GTP biosynthetic process.